Molecule: messenger RNA, 2975 nt
Organism: Bursaphelenchus xylophilus (pine wood nematode)
Lineage: Eukaryota; Metazoa; Nematoda; Chromadorea; Rhabditida; Aphelenchoididae
Source: the annotation of a GenBank genome assembly
AUGACCCGUUUACAAGAUGAAUUGCUCCGUCGUAAGCCCUCAUUUGCCGAAGUUGAGCCUUUGUACAAAAAUUUCGAGGACUUUGUCAUCUCGCCCUCGAAAUCCGAGGAUUUGGACACCUCAAUAUGGCCAAGACUCCGUCUUUUUGCCGUCGUCCUCAGCAUAGGUGCCGGAUCCAUGUUUUUGGUAGCCUUAGACAGCGUUGUGGACAACUUAUUGCCUGCCGCGAAGCCGUUUUUGGAGCGAAAAUACGGUUCGGCCGAAGCGGCAGAUAUGGCCUGGGAGUGGAUUGUGUCGUCGAGAAUUUACGGGCUGGCCAUUGGAUCACUCUUAUCGAUCCUGAUUUCCAAUCAGCCUUCCCGAAAAUCCCCGCUGAUUACCGCAAUGUCCAUUAAUUUUGUGGGCGGAGCCUUGUCGGGGCUGGUUACAAUCACCAAAUAUGGAGUGGUAAUCUCGUGUCUUGGCCGGUUUUUGAAUGGAAUUGGCUCAGGGAUUAUUCAAGUGAUCGGGUCGGCCAUGAUUGCGGAGAUUUCGCCGAUUAGCGCAAGGGGAACAAUGCUCGCAACUUUGGUAAGUAUAAGUAAUAUAAUGGGAAAUUGAGAGUUAAUUAUAGGUUAAUUAACUGCUAAUUAACUUUUAAACUUAAUUUUUAAUCCUUUCAUUUAGAAAUUUCCAAUUUUUUCGCUGUUUUUAAGACCUUUUUGAUCGAGGGUAAGACUUGACCCAUUUUUAAAAAAAUGGAAAGGUAUCCAAAUUUUGAUGAUACUUUUUUCUUGAAAUUUUUCGUAGUCUUCCACUAUUAUAAUUGUUUUUAGAAAAAUUCCAUUUUUACCAAUUUAGGGUCAAGUCUUCCCCUCAAUUUCCGAUCUCAAAACUAACCUCUGUUUUUAUUUUCAGACAGUCUGGGCAUGCAUUGGCGAACUAACUGGGAUGGUUCUCGGCCUUGACACACUGCUUGGCACGCCGCGCUUGUGGAAUUUGGCGCUUGUCGCACCAAGUCUUCUAAUCCUGCCAGCCGUUUUUUGUAUUUACUGCUCACCGGAUUCGCCUCGGGCGCUUUUGUUGAAUGGUGACAAAGAAGGCUCUCAACAGGCGUUGGAGUUCUAUCAGGUAACAAUUUCAACGGCUUUUCUGGCUGUCAGUUAUGUGUUUAGUGGAAAAAUAAAUUUUGAGUCAAGUGUUUCUUUCGGUAUUACUAUCCAUGGCCACGUAAAAUUUAUUUUGGAGAAGCUGUAUUUUACUUGAUUUUUUAUUGUAGAGUAUCUCCCUUUUCAUUUUUGGCCUCGGAGAAACAGUUGACUCAGUUUUGAGUCAAGUCUUCCUCAUACCAAAAGUGUCAAAAAUUAACAUUCAAAAUUGGAUUUUUAGUAUUCCGAUGAAUGGAAGAGCUCGUUGGAAGACUAUAUGAACGAUAUUGGGGCAGAGGCGGACAUUGAGGACAAAUCAAAACUGAUUCGAAAAGAUCCUUGCAACGGAACUCUUUGGCCAAUGAUAAAACAACGAUUCAGCUCUGGAAAUUUCGUCAGACCAUUUCUUUUGGGCGCUUUUAUCUUGACAUUCGUCCAUUUGGACGAUUGGGUAAGCUAAUCUUACCUUUUUUACGAAGUGAUAAACUUGACUCAUGAGUCAAGUGUCUCCUUCAUAUAUUUUGGCCCUAAUUGUCUCCGAAUUUCAGCUGUGGAUAUCAUAUUCAACACAGGUCUUCGAAAACAUUGGGUUGAACGCAAGAGCUGCCACUCGCGCGUCACUGAUGAUUUCUUUCCCUCAGGCAGUUAUAAGUAUCUUCGCGUUGUUCGUUUUCGAUGAUUUCUCCCGCAAAGUGUUGAUCGUACUGCCAACAAUUGUGAGUAUUCUCUGCUCGGUGCUGGUUAUAAUGGGUAUAAAACGAGGUAGGUGAUUUUUGAAUGUGAGGGAAACACUUGACUCAACUGUUUUUUUUUGUGAGAGAAAGACUUGACACAUUUUGCGAUUUUUGAGGACAGGGAGUAAAUUCAAUUGUUAUAUGAUAUUUACGAUCAUAGCUAAAACAGUUGACUCAUUUUUCGGCCAGAAAGAAAGACUUGACACAUCGUCGAGUCAAGUCUUUCCCUCACUGGAAGAUCUCAAAAUAAUCUUCAAAUUCAACUUCAGGUAGUCUUUUUGGCAUCUGGCCUCUCUACUUGGCCAUUCCAAUCCUGGCAGCUACGGAUUUAUCGGCUGCUGCAGUGACCAGUGAAGCCGCUUAUACCGUAGUUCCCGAACUUUUUGCCCAGAAAGAUCGAGUUUUGGGCACCGCGAUCAUUGGAAUCCUCCAAAACGUCCUUGGCGGCCUUCUGACUACGACAGCAUUGUCGAUUGUAAAUACGUAUGGGACACAGUUCGUUUUGGGGCCGUUCUUGUUGAUGAACAUGGUGUAUAUAUCCGGAAUUUGGUGGUAUCUUCCCGAAACGAAUGGAAUUUCGGCAACGGUAAGGGUGGGAAGAGAAGUAGAAUCGGUUAUUUUCACAAAAAAAUUGUUAUGAGUCAAGUUUUCUUGAAGAUUAGAAAAUGGGUCAAGUGUUCCUCUUUUUGCAAAAUUGGGUCAAGUAUUACUCUCAAGUCAAAAAAUGGGCCUUGAUGAGGCUAGUUUUUUCUUUCACCACAAAACGGGUCAUGUGUUCCGCUUUUACCACAAAUGAGUCAAGUGUUCCCCUUAAACCAAAAAUGGGUCAACUGUUUCUCUUAGAAUUUUUAUAACGUCCUCUCGUAAAUGCUGAUGCAAAAAUAAUACCUACUGUAUAAUUUUUCAGGCAAUAGCGCUGCAUUUCCGCAACGACCUCCCAUCCCUUCGCAACUCCCCCAACUUCCGCAAGGUCCGCUCAUUCCUUGGCUUCUUCUACGGCCGCCAUCGACUGGUGAAUAUCCUCGUCCUGCUCACUCAAAUCCUCGUCAUCAGCGCGUGUCUCUACGGCUGCGGCCUUCUUUUCGUCACGGGUUUUCGGUUUAUUUUUGCUUGA